This is a messenger RNA of Anguilla rostrata (American eel), 2202 nucleotides long. RefSeq names its product high-affinity choline transporter 1-like. Gene Ontology annotation, cellular component: plasma membrane. The transcript has 8 exons. Bases 24 to 1781 code for a protein of 585 amino acids. NCBI's taxonomy places the organism in Eukaryota, Metazoa, Chordata, Actinopteri, Anguilliformes, Anguillidae. The record is from RefSeq and is a predicted model, not a curated record. Gene Ontology annotation, biological process: transmembrane transport; choline transport; acetylcholine biosynthetic process. Gene Ontology annotation, molecular function: choline:sodium symporter activity.
AUAAAGUCAGCGUUGUGGGAGAUAUGUUCGGAAGUUGGCUAUGUAUUUCAAUACAAAAUUUUUUCCAGGAUAACCCAUUUGUAACUUACUACCUGCCAGCCAAAACUUUGGCACCCACAUCACUGCAGAAGAGGAAAACAAUGGCUGCAAACAUCCCAGGGCUGAUAGCUGUAGCUGUGUUUUACAUGAUCAUUCUGGCAACAGGAAUAUGGGCAUCUCGGAAGUCCAAGCAAGAGGAGAAGAAAUGCACUGGGACAGGGACAGAAGUCGCCCUGGUCGCUGGUCGAAAUAUAAAUAUCUUUGUGGGAAUAUUCACAAUGACGGCUACGUGGGUUGGAGGAGGCUAUAUUCUUGGCACUGCUGCAACUGCCUACAACCCUACAAAAGGCUUGGUUUGGACUCUAAUGCCUUUGGAAUACGUAACUAACUUUGUUGUUGCUGGUAUUUUCUUUGCCAAGCACAUGAGGGAUAAGAAAUAUGUAACUAUGAUGGAUCCCUUCCAGCUGAAAUAUGGGGAUGCUGUGACCUGCACUCUGCUGAUUCCUGCAGCAAUUGCUGAAGUGCUGUUUGUCGCAUGUAUCAUGGCAAGUUUAGGAGGAACCAUGAGCAUCAUUCUGGAUAUAUCAUCUUUCUACUCAAUAUGCAUCUCAGCUGCUGUGGCAAUAAUCUAUACGCUUCUCGGGGGAAUGUUCUCUGUGGCGUACACUGAUGUCAUACAGCUAACCUUCAUCCUUCUUAGUUUGUGGACGUGUGUUCCAUUCCUGAUGCUGAAUCCAGCGUCCACUGACAUCACGCUCACAGCUUUCAAUGGGACCUUUCAAGCUCCUUGGGUGGGAACACUGGAGCCAGAGGAUGUGGGGCUGUGGAUAGAUGAAUUCCUGGUUCUGAGUCUAGGAGGUCUGGCUUCUCAAGCUAUGCAUCAGAGAAUUCUGUCAGCAGCAUCAUCCAAAGAGGCCCAGGUCAUAUGUUUUGCUGCAGCAGGAUUUAGUUUUAUCCUUGGCAUUCCUUCAGUCCUUCUUGGGGCGGUAGCUGCAUCAACAGACUGGAACAUGACCAGUUAUGGUUCUCCAUCCCCCUAUGACCGUGGUGAAGCUACUAAAAUUCUCCCAAUAGCUCUGCAGCACCUCACUCCCAACUAUAUCUCCAUCUUGGGGACUGGGGCGAUAGCGGCAGCAGUGAUGUCAUCCAUGGACUCUUGUCUCCUGGCCUCUGCUUCCUUAUUUACCAAUAACAUCUACAAGACCUUAAUUAGAAAACAGGCUUCUGACAGAGAGCUGCAGUGGGUGGUCAAGAUCUCAGUGACAGUGGCUGGGCUGGUAGGAAUGGGGCUGGCCUUCUUAGGGAACAAUGUUCUGACCUUCUGGGCCUUGGCUACUGAUGUGAUGUACACCCUGGUCUUGCCUCAGCUCAUCUGCGUUCUCUUCUUUCCUGUCUCCAACGGUUACGGUGCUGUGGGGGGUUACAUCCUGGGAGUGACGCUGAGAGUGCUGAGCGGGGAACCUCUGCUGCACUUGCCCCCUGCCAUCCACUUCCCCGGUUGUAGGCUAAUCAACGAGGUCUAUGUCCAGCACUUUCCCUGUCGAACCCUGUCAGUACUAGUGUCCUUCUGUGCUAACAUCCUGAUUUCCUAUGUGACAUCUAUGUUGUUUGAAAAAGGCUUCCUGCUGAAGAGAUGGGACAUACUCCAGGUCAGAACCCAUAGUGCACCCAGUGGUGCUGAUGCCAAAUCUAAUGUUGACAAACCUGCAGCUUCAGAUCUACUACUUGACACAACUUGUUAGAUUCCAUGUUAAAUCAAAAUCAUUUUCUUAGGGUCAGAAGAGGAUACAUUGUUCAGAACUUUUUGGCUGUUUAAUUGGGGACAUUCACAUAAUAAAUACAUUUUGAUUGAAUAAUUAUUUGAUAGCUGAAUAGUGAUUAAUAUGAUAGAAAUUUCUCUUAGUAUGAAAACCUACUUUAAAAAUGCACAGAAACAUGGUUACUCUCUAUUUUAUUUUAUUGAGUUGUCUUCAAUUACUGUACGUAAUAAAUUAUUUAUUACUGGCUGUCUGAACUGCCAAUGCAAUGGUGACAAAAGAUAUUGCUUAUUAAUGUAAUAAUAUAACUCUGUAAUGUAACUCUGUAAUAAACAAAUCAACCGCUUUAGUUGGUUUUUUUUUUUUUUGUCUUCCUGACCACACUUGUAGCCGCUAUCGCUAUCUU